Molecule: messenger RNA, 1356 nt
Organism: Quercus robur (English oak)
Lineage: Eukaryota; Viridiplantae; Streptophyta; Magnoliopsida; Fagales; Fagaceae
Exons: 1
Coding region: 1-1356 (451 amino acids)
Molecular function (GO): nucleic acid binding; zinc ion binding
Source: RefSeq, a predicted model, not a curated record
AUGGACGCAGACUUCUUAGAAAAGAUCCAAAAACUGCAGCUUACUACAGAAGAAGACGAAACUAUAACCAUACGUCCAGUGAGGAGAAAAGAGAUCCUGGAUGAAUACUCUCUAAGUUUAGUCGGGAAGUUUCUAACCAAAAAACCGAUUAACUUAAGAGCAGCAAAGAACCUACUACGAUCUAUGUGGAAGAUGGGGGACGACCUGAAGAUUGUCGAGGUAGGCGAUGGUUUAUUACAAUUUAAAUUUACGCUGGAAAGCCAACUACUAUGGGUGCGGAACAAUGGUCCAUGGUGUUUUGAUAACCAUAUGCUGGCUGUAAAGAGAUGGGAGAAAGGCAUGACGAGUAGAUCAGUCACAUUCACGCACCUCCCCUUUUGGGUCCAAGUGUGGGGCCUCCCCUUUGAUCUAAUGACUGAAGAAGCAGGUCACGAUAUUGGGAGGGGACUCGGAAAAGUUAUUGAAGUAGAUAGUAAGGCCUUCAAAGCUGACCAAGCCCGUUUCUUGAGAAUACGAGCUGAAAUACCAUUAGACAAACCACUACGACGGGGUGGUCCAGUGGUUAGCCCGGAGGGAGAUGAAGUACGUGUGGCAUUUCGAUACGAGCGCUUGGUUGGGUGGUGCUUCGCAUGUGGCAGAAUUGGACAUGAUCAGAAAGAAUGUAGCAUGGUCGGAGGGGAAGACACAGGAAACCGAACUUAUGGGGAAUGGAUGAAAGCCGGUACUCGCAUCCGUGCCGAUGAGCAGAGGAACAACCAAUACAGUCCACGGCAUCGCCGGACUGAACCAGCCACCCAAACUGACCAUAACCAGAACAGAGCUAGCCCUACCACGCCCAUUAAUGCAGAAACGGACAAGCCGAAAAACAAGGAAACCGAUACGAUGAGCCCCACCCACACGUUACGCACGUUAACGCAAUCAAUACCCCAGCAAUUACUCCAUGAUACGGUACAGGUGGAUGCGAAUAUUUCAGGAAAUAUGGUUAAUGCACAUUCACGCUCGACCAAUAUGGAAACUGAAAACGGUGAUCAUGCCCUUUAUUACGUGCCAAUCAGUUACGGGGAAUCAAAUGCAAGUCACACGCCGUCUACCAAGGAGUCACGUGCAACUGUUAAUGAACCAAAAACAACACGCACAGCUACUUGGAAGAGGAUACCAAAACAGGGGCUGCCCAAAAACAAAACAGAGGAGGAAGACCGUGUACCAGUGGGGAAGAAGAGACAAUCUGAAACCAGUGAGCUUGAUGAUGGACAGGAUAUCACAACCAGCAACAAACGGCUUAAGGGUGUGGCCGGAUCAACACAACCUACAUCUCCAACGGUGGUGGCUGCGUCACAGCCCCGCCGAUCGCAAUGA